Messenger RNA from Sinocyclocheilus rhinocerous, 1010 nucleotides. RefSeq lists its product as uncharacterized. The transcript is spliced from 3 exons. Gene Ontology annotation, molecular function: zinc ion binding. Lineage: Eukaryota; Metazoa; Chordata; Actinopteri; Cypriniformes; Cyprinidae. Bases 120 to 1010 code for a protein of 296 amino acids. The record is from RefSeq and is a predicted model, not a curated record.
GCUGCGUUGCAUGCUGGGGCGGCGCCGCCAUUAUAGCAGGAUCGCCCUCCUCUAGUGUUAACACUGAUACUUUGUUUUGAUUGUGUAAAGCGUUGAAAUCUUGAUGGAGAAGGAAGUAUAUGGAGAAGCGAAAAGAAAAGGAAAGUGGGCCCUACCGGGACAAACUAAAUGUCAACGCCAAGCAACGGUAUUUCGAAAAAUUAAAGACAAUUAACGACGUAGAUCCAUACGAGUUGCCAGCCCCAGAAUGGAUUUCAGAUCCCGAAGCACUACCUCCACUGACAUAUCCGGACAUCGUGAACUACCUCGUAUUUGGUCUGAGUGCAUACACCAUUACUCAGUUCAAAUGCUACAAAUCCCUAGAUGCUUACGAACAAUUCUGCAGUGGCUGGGUGCAAGAUCUGCUAAGCCACAGGCCUGCAAACUGUGAUUUCACAGUCGUACUUGCAAAGGUAAUGCACUCACAGCGCCUUAGUGAGGCACCUCUGAAGGCUUGGGUUAUCAUCAGCUCCACUGGUGAAGUUUCCUCAGCCCAUUGUACAUGCAUGGCGGGUGUUGCAGAGACAUGCACUCACGUUGGGGCCCUGCUUUUCAAAGUGGAAGCAACUGUUAGGUGCAGGGAAAUGAGAACUGUCACUGACAAACCUGCAUAUUGGAUCUUACCAAGUAAUGUAAACAAAGUACAUUCUGAGGUAGGCCACCAGAUAGACUAUACUUCUGCUUCUGCCACACGAAAAUCACUAAACGGUCUUCUUAAUGCUGAGACUGUUAGCAGGCCUGGUUUGAGGACUUGUGCCAGGAAGCUCACUACACCACCACCAACACACUCAGAGUUAACACAAUUCUAUGCAGAUCUUCAUAAAGCUGAUGGCAAAUCUGCUAUACUGAGUGUGCUGCCACAAUAUUGCGAAGAGUUCAAGGAUCCUGUGCAGCCUGUCACAAAUGUUCAAUCCCUUCUCUGUCUACGUGACACUAGUCUUGACGAAUGUGAUUUCACAAUUGUGAUUUGA